Messenger RNA from Dictyostelium purpureum, 2715 nucleotides. RefSeq lists its product as uncharacterized. The coding region runs from base 1 to 2715 and encodes 904 amino acids. The record is from RefSeq and is a predicted model, not a curated record. Lineage: Eukaryota; Evosea; Eumycetozoa; Dictyosteliales; Dictyosteliaceae. The transcript is spliced from 5 exons.
AUGGAAGAAAAUAAAGAUAUAUCAUUUGUAAAACAAAAGAAUUUAUUUACCGAUGAUAUCGUAGUAUAUAAAGGACAAUACUAUGUUGUUGUAAGAGUAGCAUGGGACCAUGAUAAUUUAGAUAUUGAUGAUACAGAUGAUACAGAUGAUCAUAUGGAAGAUAUGCAUGAUGAAUCAAAUGAAAAUAAUAAAGAUAAAAAAAAAACAACAAAUUACCAUACUGAAAAAAUUAAAGAAAUGGUAUCGGAAUUAAAAAAAGAAUUAAAAGAGCAUGGAGAGGAGCUUGAUGAAAAUGAAGAUGGAGAUGAAGAUGAAGAAGAAGAUGAAGAUGAAGACGAAUAUGAUGAAGACUAUGAAGGCUCUGAUUAUAAUACAUAUGGAUCCGAGUACGAAUAUUAUAGUUUUACUAAUAAUGAAACUGGUGUAUUGUUAGCUGGUAUUAGUGGUGCCAAUGAUCUAACCGAAUUGGACUAUAAUGAAUGCAUACAAGAUAUUACAUUAUUUGAUAGAAAUUUUCAUUUUACAGAUGCUGUCCAAAAGAUUGGUUCAAAUAGUCAGUUACUAGGCUCAGUUAUCGAUAAAAGAAAGAAAUAUUUUGUAAUGCCAUUCGAAGCUAUUCAUACUGGUCUCAUCACUCAAGGUGAUAUAGUAAUUUUAGAUAAAGUAAAUGCAACAUCAAACUUUAUCAAAGGUCAAAAGGUUAUGGAUGAAAAAAGAAUUGCUGCUGGUGUUAUUGAAUCUGUCCGUUAUGAUUUGGAAUGUUUAGAUUCAAAUAAUAAAAUUGUAAAAAUCAAAGAUGCAACUAGAGCAAACAUUAUCUUUCAUCGUAUUUAUAGCAAGGAUUUUACUUUAUGUCCAGGUAAAUUAAUUUAUUAUAAGAAUAAAGAGUUAACAAUCACAAAGUUAAUACCAACAUCUGCAAAUGUAGAGUGGUUAUAUUUCUUCAAUGACGAAAUCCAAGACUUGCCAAACCCAACCCAACCAAUUCACAAUAUUAUACCAUUCAGAGAUGAUUUCGAAGUUUUUUUAUCGUUUGAAGCAGUUACAUAUGAAGAUUCAGAAGGAAAUAUAAAAGGUGGCUUUUUAUAUUUAACAAGUACAAAAUAUUUAGUAGCAUGGCAAGAUGGCGAAAUUAAAUAUGAAGACUCAACAACUUUAAUGAUUUGCGAUCCACUCGCUACAGAUUAUUUCCCUGGAGAUAUUGUUUGUCAUAGUAGUCUUGAUAUUGAAAAGCCAUACAGUAAUGAAAACAAAUUAUGGGGUGUAAUUUUGUCAUAUAAACCAACUGAAAGAACAGUAACAGUAAAAUGGAAUAAUAUUAACCAUACGAAAUUAAGAGAAUUGGGGCAAUAUAAAGAGCAGAGUCUAGAAAACAAUGAGAAUCAAGAAAUUUAUAUGAAUAAAGAACACAGCGGCAAAUCAACUUUUGUCGAAAGCGAUAUUUCAGUUUAUGAUAUCGAAUAUUUUGAAGAUUAUAAUUUCGAUAUGUCAGACUAUGUUUGCAAAGUCGACGACAAGUUAAAAUUAAAAGAAGCAGAUGUCUUGGGUCAAGUUAUUUGCAAAGAAGAUUUAAAAUUAAUUAUUAUGUGGAACAAUGGUUAUGAAGAAAUGGUAUACCCAUUCGAUUUAACCAAAGUUGAUGACUUUGACGAAUCUGAUGAUGAAGAAGAAGAAGAAGAAUACGAAUCAAUGGAUCUAUCUGAUGAAGAAAAGAUUAAUCAAGUUGGCCAAAACAUUUUAAAGAGAUUAGAAAAAGCUAAAAAAGCCAAAGAUACAUUAAAGGACCUUUUAGAUAAAUAUGAAGGUAAAGAAGAUAAUGCAGACACCCAAGAAACACCAAACGAACCAAGCAGCACCAAUACCGCAAUUGACACAGACACCGACGCUGACCAAGAGGGUUCACAAUAUGAAAAUGGUGUUUUGAAAUUUGAAAUGCUCAAAGAGUUUGAAGCCCAUAACUUUUUUGAAGAGAAAUGCUCACCAAAUAAGAAAUUUAUGGUUGCUUUUAAUAAAGAGUUAGAAAUACUUCGUACAUCUUUGCCACCAGGUAUUUUUGUUAAAGCAAACUCCAGCAGAAUCAAUUUAUUCAGUGCACUCAUCAUUGGUCCAGAAGAUACAAUUUAUGAAAAUAGCGUUUUUAUAUUUGACAUUUUCUUACCAUCCAAUUAUCCAUCAGUAGCACCCAAAGUAUUCUUCCAUAGUGUUUCAUUCAAGCUACAUCCAAAUUUAAAUGUAAAUGGUACCGUAUGUUUAUCGUUGUUGGGCACAUGGCACGGCAAUCGAAAUGAAAUGUGGAUACCAGAUGUUUCAAAUCUACUUCAAGUUUUAAUUAGUAUCCAAGGUUUGAUUUUAGGUUGCAAAGAACCCUAUUUCUUAGAGGCUGGUUAUGAAACUCAAAUUGGAACUCACAUAGGUGUCAGAAAUUCAUCUCUAUACAAUGAAGACUCUUAUCUCUUGUCUUUGGAAACUAUAUACUUUUAUUUAAAAAAUCAACCAAUCCUUUUUAAAGAUAUAAUCAUAAAUCACUUCAAACAAAAAAAAAUAAAUAUUUUACAAAGAAUUGAUCAGUUUUUAAAUAGUGAAAAUAACAAUAGUAAUAAUAAUAAUAAUAAUAAUAAUAAUGCCCUAUUUUGUAUAAGUUUACCCCCAAGCAAAGGUUUUAUUUCUGCUUUAAGGAAAUUAAAGUCAAAAAUUCAAGAUAUCAAUCUUGGUUAA